UUGAUCAAACUCGAUCAUGGGGAAUAUCUUCUUCUGCUGCCUCGGAGUUUGUGGAAGAAGAAGACGGAGGAGCAAUGUUCUUGCGACGGAAGCAACUCCUCUUCAACCACCCGAAGUCGCAGCGGCGUCGUAUCAAAGCCUCUGCCUUGAUUCCAACCUUUACACUGCGGGCGACUGUUCUUCUCCGACAGGAGCUAUGUCGGAGCCGUACGAUCACCAACCUCAUCCUUACACUUCCGUAGAGCACAAGAAAGCCGACACGAUUCGCAACGACACUAAUCUGAGGAAGGAGACUUUGAGCCUCGAACCGGACCGGGUUAACCCGGGACGUCUUCUCGUCGCGUUCACAUUUGACGCAGCUGUCUCCGGAAGGAUCACAAUCGUUUUCUUUGCCAAAGAAGAAGCAGAGUUCCAACUCACAGCGACAAAGGAAGAUACUUUGGCGCCAAUAAUCACAUUUGAAUUUGAGAAAGGACUUGGUCAGAAGUUCAUACAACCAUCUGGAACUGGUGUGGACUUAUCUGUCUUUGAAGAUUCCGAGCUCUUCAAGGAGCCGAAUACAUAUAUUUUUCCGUUGGCGAUUAAGAUGGAGGAGGCUGUUGACUCUGGAUCCAAGCAGAUUACUCUAGUGACGUAUGUGAAUGAGAAAGGUGAGAUUAAGCCAAGUGUGAUCAAGCAGCUUUUAUGGGUGGAUGGGACCAGGUUUGAGUUGCUGGAUAUUUAUGGGAUUGGGGACACUGUUGUUGGUGGUUGUAAUGAGGAUGCAAGGGACUGUGUUAUAUGCUUGUCUGAGCCACGUGAUACGACUCUUCUUCCUUGCAGACACAUGUGUAUGUGUGAUGGAUGCGCUAAGGAGGUAAGGUUUCAGAGGAAUUUGUUGUGUCCAGUGUGCAGACAGCCUGUAGAGAGGCUUUUGAAGAUUCAGCUAAACGAGUAACAGCAAUUGAGAUGGAGAUGAACAAAUUUUAGUUAAACCAAAUGGACUUUUGUGUUUUGUAAUAAUUAUGCAACAUUAUAUAACCAUAUUCAUCAGAUCCUUCAAUAAUACAUAUUACCUCUUUUAGGACAUGCUUUAAACAUGUCGAACAUUAAUUGUCACCAUCAAGGAAUAAGUUGUGAUGAUGAUUCUGACUUUGGUUUGUUUAUCUAUCUCUUUCUUUAACUCUGUUUUUUUCUCUUGUUUUUGCACAAGCAAGAGUACUUUAACUAACAUUUUUUUCUUCAUUCAUUCUACCUUGCAUUUUACAAAGAUUACAGUUAGCCUUUAUUAGAGAGAAAAAACAGAGUUAGAGAUAAAGAGAAACAAGCCAAGUCAGAAUCACACAAACAUCUUUUUCAUUCAUUCUUCCUUAUAUAUCUUACAAACGAUUACACUUACCCUUUAUACCAGUAAACUUCUUACUCUAAUCAAUCAUGCUUCCUUGUUCACUUACAAAACGAUUACACUUAGCCUUUAUACCAGACUUCUUUCUCACUCUAAUCAUGCUUCCUUGUUCUCAGAUAUAUAUGAAAGCUUUCCAAGGUUGUACAAAGCUCGGCUAACAGCACAUUCCAGACUACUUUUCCCUAGAAAAGUACAAACAAACUUUUAAAAGAUCUGAAGUAAUCAAGUAGGAACUUAAGAGAGGGAGAUCCUAUCUAAGAUAAUUUUCAAAACUUAACAGUGACAACAAUCUGCUUUUGCAUCAAUACAUUUUAACAUCAGCAAAGUAAAAACCAAAUCACAGAUGAAUCAUACCGGGCUGCCCUUUUUCCAUUUCCUCUAAUAUCUAGUAUCAGGUUCCUCAGGAUAUAUAUAUGUCUUUCUUUUUCUAACCAAUCCUAAAACAGAAAUCUUAUUAUCUAAAUUACACAUCACAACACAUCAUUAGACUAUAUUGGCCAUGAUGACAUCGAAUGAAUUCCUAAUUCCAGUGCCAUACAAUCAUUGAUAAACUAUAACGCACAUCCUAACCAAUCCUAAAAGAGAUAUCUUAUUAUCUAAAUCACACAACCUUAGACUAUAUUGGCCACGAUGAGCAUCGAAUGAAAUCCUAAUUCCAGUGCCACACAAUGAACACAUACCUACCUUGUAUGAAAUUGAGAAGAUAAGGUCGCCAGCAUCUUCUUUAAAACCCAUAUCCAGAUAAGCCUUCAACGUCAACUUCCAUAACACAGCAGCCUCCCUGAUUCCU
Eruca vesicaria subsp. sativa (arugula) is the source of this 2174-nucleotide messenger RNA. NCBI's taxonomy places the organism in Eukaryota, Viridiplantae, Streptophyta, Magnoliopsida, Brassicales, Brassicaceae. The record is from the annotation of a GenBank genome assembly.